UUUUUCUUCAAAAUUUCCCACACAUCAUUCUUAACAAUAUCAAUUUAAAAAUAUAUAAAAUAGGCCUGUGUGAUUUAGCAGUAAAAUGCUUGGGUUCUAAGAGUUUGCUCCGCUCAAGGUCUCAAGUUUCAAAUAGCUGGUAAAUCAUUAUUUUUUCUAACAAUAUUUCCAUACUUUAUUUUCCAUUUUUAUCCUUUUAAACCAUUCAUAUACUUUCAAUACUUUCCUUUUUCCUCUAAUCAUUUCAUUUAUGUAUCCAUCUUUCCAACCACUCUUACUCUCAUUUCCCUCUCAAUUAUGUUCCAACAUUUCACUACUUGUUUUCCCUUCCUUCACAACACCAAACCUCUCUUCAACAAACCAAAAACACAAUCCAACAACAAACUAUCUUCCACUUCCGACAUAUCAAUCUCAUCAUUCAUCCACAACGAAGUCUCCGGCCAAUUCAGACAAGUUUUCAAACUCAUAGACACAAACAACGACGGAAAGAUCUCAACAACCGAACUCACUCAACUCCUUUCAUGUCUAGGAUACAACACCUACACAGCCGCCAAAGAAGCCGAAAGCAUGAUACGAGUUUUGGACUUCAAUGGAGAUGGAUUUGUAGACAUUGAUGAGUUCAUGUUUGUGAUGAGAGAAGAGAAUUAUGGCAAAGGAAAAGAGUGUGAUGUUGAUGAGUAUUUAAUGGAUGCUUUUCUUGUGUUUGAUAGUGAUAAGAAUGGAUUGAUAUCACCUAAGGAGUUGAGGAGAGUUUUGGUUAAUCUUGGAUGUGAGAAUUGUAGUUUGAGGGAGUGUAAACGGAUGAUUAAAGGGGUUGAUAAAAAUGGAGAUGGGUUUGUUGAUUUUGAAGAGUUUAAAUCUAUGAUGAAAAUUGGACUUCAAAUUUAGAACUUGAAAAUAUAGGGUUAUGAUGUUUUUUCUACUUUGUAAAUAUUUUAGUUUCUUUUUAUUUUUUAUUUAUGUUAUAUUUUGUUUUUGUCCAUUGUUAAAAA
Messenger RNA from Vicia villosa (hairy vetch), 992 nucleotides. Its product is annotated as probable calcium-binding protein CML23. Lineage: Eukaryota; Viridiplantae; Streptophyta; Magnoliopsida; Fabales; Fabaceae. Gene Ontology annotation, molecular function: calcium ion binding. The transcript has a single exon. The record is from RefSeq and is a predicted model, not a curated record. Bases 298 to 888 code for a protein of 196 amino acids.